CUCGGCCGGAUCUGCGGCGGGGGAAUGCUGGGAUCUCUCGCCUACCGGAAGGGCUGUUGUGACUGUGGUACUGCUGUGGGCUCUGGGAGGCAGGGCUUCUCUUUUGGGUCGCAGCGGGGCAGAGUCUCCUCUGGCUGUAGUGACCUGUCUGAUCCAGGGUUUCCAUGUCUAUGCCUCACCAUGCUUUCCUGUGACAUAUGUGGUGAAACUGUAACCUCAGAACCAGCUAUGAAAGCUCAUCUAGUUGUUCACAUGGAAAACGAAAUUAUCUGUCCAUUUUGCAAGUUGUCAGGUAUAAAUUACAACGAAAUGUGUUUUCAUAUUGAAACUGCUCAUUUUGAACAAAGUACACCAGAAAAGGACUUUGAGAAGCUAGCUGCAAUGCAGUAUGAAAAUUCAGACCCCAAGAACACCAGCCUGCAGAGUACAGUGGAAGUCACUUCAGGCAUUCAUUCAGCAUGUGCAUCUAACCUUCCAAAAGAGUUGUCUGAAAGUCUUCCUAAAGAUAGGACUUUAAAACAUGGAGCUUUUUAUACAGAGACCAAAACUGAAUCUAGAAAGUACCAAAAAAGCAGAGAAAAGCAGUCUGGAUUGUCUGAGGCCCAAGGAUCAAUUUAUGAAACAACAUACAGUCCUCCUGAAUGUCCGUUUUGUGGACAAAUUGAGGGGCGUGGUCAAGAUAUGGAAAUUCAUGUGAAGACAAAGCAUGCCAGUCUUUUAGACAGUCCUUUAGAAGACUGUCAUCAACCACUCUUUGACUGUCCCAUGUGUGGACUUGUCUGUACAAAUUACCAUAUUCUCCAAGAACAUGUGGACUUGCAUUUAGAAGAAAGCAGCUUUCAACAAGGCAUGGACAGAGUUCAGUGUUCUAGUGACAGAGAAUUAGCUCACCAGCUUCAGCAAGAAGAAGACAGAAAGAGGAAAUCUGAAGAAUCGAGACAAGAAAGGGAAGAGUUUCAGAAGUUGCAGCGGCAGUAUGGUUUAGAUAAUUCUGGAGGAUACAAACAACAGCAGCUACGACAUAUGGAGCUAGAAGUAAAUAGGGGACGAAUGCAUCCAUCUGAAUUUCAUAGCAGAAAAGCUGACAUGUUGGAGUCAAUAGCUAUUGGUAUUGAGGAUGGAAAAACAAAAACUUCUGGAAUUAUUGAAGCCCUCCAUAGGUAUUAUCAGAACGUCGCCACAGAUGUAAGGUGUGUGUGGCUCUCUACAGUGCUGGACCACUUUCACUCAUCUUUUGGGGACAAAGGCUGGGGUUGCGGUUAUAGGAAUUUCCAGAUGCUACUUUCAUCAUUACUGAAAAAUGAUGUGUAUGGUGACUGCUUGAAAGGUAUGUCAGUUCCUUGCAUUCCAAAAAUUCAGUCCAUGAUUGAAGAUGCAUGGAAUGAAGGUUUUGAUCCUCAGGGAGCCUCUCAGCUUAAUAACAAAUUACAGGGAACAAAGGCCUGGAUUGGAGCAUGUGAGAUUUAUAUACUUCUGACCUCACUGAGAGUAAAGUGCCGCAUUAUUGACUUUCACAAGUCAACUGGUCCUUCAGGUACACACCCUCGCUUAUUUGAAUGGAUAUUGAACUAUUAUUCUUCAGAGACGGAAGGAACUCCAAAAGUUGUGUGUACAUCUAAACCUCCUAUCUAUCUCCAGCAUCAGGGUCACAGUCGAACAGUUGUUGGGAUUGAAGAGAGAAAAAAUAGAACAUUAUGUUUGCUAAUAUUUGAUCCUGGAUGUCCUUCUCGAGAAAUGCAGAAACUGUUAAAGCAAGAUAUGGAGGCUGGUAGUCUCAGGCAACUACGGAAAUGUGUGGGAAAUCUAAAACAUAAGCAGUACCAGAUAGUAGCAGUAGAGGGUGUUCUUUCCCCAGAGGAGAAAGUUGCCAGGAAACAAGCUUCUCAAGUGUUUACAGCGGAGAAGAUUCCUUGACCCAAAUAUUUUCAUGAUUUUGUAAUUAUCCUUUUUUUUCUGAUAUUGAACUCUGAUACGGUUGAAGAAUACGAUUUCACUUAAGUCCUUGACAUACUGUUUAAGUUAUAAAUGUCUAUUAAGUUACACUUGUUAGCAUUUCAUUGUCUAGUAAUUAGUUGAAUAAAAUUCCCUGUUUGCAUUGUUGGUUUUGGUUUCUUGUCCAUGUCUCAGAAACUUGUUUUAUAGCGAUAAGCUAAUAUGAGUCACUUGUGUGAGCUACUCUUAAUAGCUAAUGUCUAGUAAUAUGUUUAUGUUAGAAUGGGUGUCUGAGGCGAGAUUAGCCCCAGGAGGGAGCUGAAGCUCUGAGGGAUUAGUGGUUUUUCCAAGACUAUAACUAUUCUCCAAGAUGGAGCCACAGCUGUCUCACGGAUGUGUAUCCAGGGUUUCAUUGCUGUGACAGGCACACAGAGAGCCCGUUUAAAGGAAGAAAGGUUUAUUUUGCUUUGAGGUUUCAGUGCUUGGUAGGCUCACUCUGGUGAGACAAAAUAUCAUGGCUCUAGGGGGUGGUGGUGCUGGAGCAGAGCCACUUUAUCGUCACAAAGCAGAGGGAGAAGCAGGAAGGGGUCAGGGACAAGCCUCCCUCAGGAACACAUCCACAGUGACCUACUUGAAGUGGUUCCCUAGUAGGGACAUCAGAUAAAUCCAUCCAGUGCCUAAUCCACUGACUAGGUAUAGUCAACUCAAUAACUGGAUCUACCAGUUGAGUCCAAACUUUGACCACAAGAGCUGUUUCAGAGGACAAUUCUCUGUCUGUGUCAUGAGAUUCCCUUCUCGCUGCUUAGUAAUCACUUUAAUUCUUGUAGGGAAGGAGUGCUAGAUAUCUGUGGUCAAAUAUCCCUUGUGUGCAUGUACGAGAAUCUUACUCUACCCCAUGAACAAGAGAAUUAUCAUCGAAAGACUCUUAGAAACUCAGAGCCUGUGGGUAAUGAAGAGAAGUGGGUUUGUUGGGGAACGUUUUUAUGUGUAUUCAAAUGCUAAUUUCAGACAUCUGGGUGCUGUCUGGAUUUUGUUACUGUCAUUAUCAAGCAUUGCCUGAUUUAGUAUUUAGUAUUUUGUAAAACAUUGUUCUCCAUCAUUUUCUGAUUGGUCAGUAAAGAGUGAUCAGACUAUUAGUUGGGCAGGAGAGGAGAAGGUGCAACUUCUUUACUCAAAGAAAGAAAGAAAGGUACUCAGGUGGGAGAUAGAGGGCACUGUGAGGACAAUGAUGGUACAGGAGCACCCAGGGCAAGACUAAGAUGGUAAAUAAUGGGGCACGUGCCUGGGAAGUAGGCCAGGCCAGGAGAGUUGAGUUAGAAUAGCUCAGAGCCUGCCCAGCCUAGUGCCUGAUUCUUUUAAUAAAAAUACCAAGUCUCCAUGUUAUUUAUUGCAAAGAUAAAGUGGUUAUAAUUUACUUUUUGUGGAUUGGAACCAAGUCAAUUAGAAGUUAAAAUUUUGUGUCACUUAUAGCAAGAAUAAUCAAGGUCGAAGCUGCAGAAUGCUCAAAUUUCAGUUUACACAAAGUAUAUCAGAUUGGUGAGGAACAGAAGUCCUCAGAAGGUUCUGAGAAGAAAUGGAUAUUAAGCAAUUUAAAAAUAUGUUUACAAAAAGAGCAAGAACUUGCUUGAAGAUACAUGACAUCCAGUUAUCCAGCAAAGACUGAACUUUGUACUCUAAGAACAAAAAUGUAACACUGGGAGGUCCCUUUUCACCUGUCCUCCUGACAACCAGUUUCUCUUAUAUUACUGUUUAGUUGUGUUUCCAUGACCUAGAUUAUCAGGCAGCCUCCCAAUGAGUAUCCCAGUCUUAAUUCUUUAUAAUUUGCUCUUAACGGUAAAGCUAAAAUGUUCCAGCCUUUCCAUGUAUUUACAUGACCUGGUUUAUGCUUUCUUGGUGGUUUGUAAAAUACAUCCUGUAGGAAAGCCCAUGAAUUCCUGAGUGGAUGUAUAUUGUCAACACGGGCGAGGUGUAUCAAGGAUCAGUGCUUCAGCCCCACUGGAAUGGCAAAGCCUUCCUAGGCUCACAGUAUUGACAGUAAGUGCAGAAAAUAUCACUGGAGCUUUCUCUUGUCCUGCCCCCAGUUUAUGGUCUGAAGACUGCUACCAUUUAGAGACUUCCCUGCCCACUAAGAUUAGUCAAGCCUGCCCUCUUGUUCAGGCGUAUAUAAUAACCUGGCCUCCUUCUCUGGCUCUGUGCAAAAACCUGCCUCCCUGUUCAGCUGUGUACAAUAAAGAUGCCGAACUGCCGGGUUGCUAUCAGAAUGUCCAGAUUCGUGAAUCCCAGCUUUUCUGUGUGUUUGUGAUCUUUUCUUCAUCCCCUCACCCCUGUUAGAUGAGUCAGUCUUUGGGGCAUGGCCUUCCUACACUAUCCAAUCUCUCCUUGCCUCUACAGGUUCAACUAGCCCCACACCUUUUACUGGGAAUUGUGUUCAGCCUAAAGGCUCUUGCCAAAAUGUACCCCUUGCUGCUGGGAGACCUUUCCCCAUUGCAGUCCCUAUGGUGGCUCUUAAGUAUGGGGCAGACACACCUAAUUACUUUACCUCAGUGUUAAUAAAUGUAGACCAAUGACCUAAAAGUUCCAUUCUAUGACAAGGUAAAUGGAAAGUUGUGAAUUGCUGUUUGUUUUCUAAAAGUUACAAAAUUGAAUCUUUUUUUUUAAAGAUUUAUUUUUAUUUGUGGGUUUGUGUGCACUUACAUGCAGAGUCUGUGUAAGCUAAAAGAUAUAUCAAAUCUGCUGGAGCUGUAGUUAUAUGUAGUUGAAUCUGCUGAAUGUAAGUUCUGGGAUCUGAACUCUCACCUCUGUAAGAGUGAUAAGUGCUCUUACUCUGACCCAGUUCCCCCAUUGAAUUGUUUUUAAUUGACUCUUUACUACAGAGUUUGAGAAGUGCUGAUCUGUGGAACCCUGAAUUUGUUGUAUUAUACUACUUGCCAAAUUGUAGUCUCUUUAAUUUUAUAUUUCGUCUUUAAUAAAAACAAUACUCAGGA
Molecule: messenger RNA, 4916 nt
Organism: Apodemus sylvaticus (European woodmouse)
Lineage: Eukaryota; Metazoa; Chordata; Mammalia; Rodentia; Muridae
Gene: Zup1
Product: zinc finger containing ubiquitin peptidase 1
Exons: 10
Coding region: 25-1914 (629 amino acids)
Source: RefSeq, a predicted model, not a curated record